GUUUCUGAGACUUCACUCCAAUGACAUCCGCGUCGUUCCGAUUCAACUUUGCAGCGACGGAUCAAAGCGACAACAGCGACGACACAGAGCUGGAUGCUCAGCCAGGCGACUUUUUCCAAGCUGCCGUGCAAGCGCAGAAUGGCACCGUCGGAGCUGUGCAGCUCACAAGCAACGAAGCGUUCAGCCGACUGAGCGCGGAGGAUCAGGCUCAGCUGUCUGCUGUCCCGCACGCGUUGGCAGAGCGCGCGCUGGAGCUCAUGCAGUCCAUGAAUGUCGGAGUUGCCCUGGCUCUGGCAAUUGCAACACCAAGCUUUGCACAGUCCGAACCUGACGCCGCCCCCAAGUUUGCCAGCCCACACCAUGGGAUGCACUCUCGCGAGAAUCGCGGAGGUCUGUUUGACGAAUACGCCACCAGUGGCAGCUCGCCGGCACGUCGGGCCGCCCAGUUUGCAGACGCGGUCACAAUCAGUGCCGAUCCGGGCGACGCUGCGCUGGAGCGCCGACCGUACAUUGAGCACGCCGUGACGCAGCUCGAUCUCGCAACAGCUGCAGAAUGCUCGCGGGCUGCUAUUCAAGUCUGCGAUGGAACGCUAGAGCUCAUGUUUAAAACAGCGACUGCUAUCGAGAUGGAGUUCAAGCAGGCGGGCGAGGAACAGGCGCUCGUCCGCGCUAUUGACGAGAACAUGGAUGUUGUUCCCGCCGUUUAUGAAGGUGGCUUGAAAGUUUGGGAAGCUUCGCUCGAUCUUCUGGCAUAUUUGCACCUCCACCCACCAGUCAUUUUCCGCGAUCAUCUUGUUUUAGAGCUCGGCUGUGGGACGGCUCUGCCCGGCAUUUAUGCUCUCAAAAGCGGAGCCUCGGUCAUGUUCCAGGAUUAUAAUGCAGAAGUUAUUCAACACGUCACCAUUCCAAAUGUGCUUCUCAACGCCGACCUCGAGGGAAUGGAUCCUUCGCGAUACAGGUUUUCGAGCGGCGAUUGGCGCUACUUGCCGGGGGCCCUGCAAGGAGCUGCUUUUGACGUGAUUCUGUCUGCAGAGACAAUUUACUCACCGGCCAACUACAACGCUCUCAUCACGGCGAUCCGUUCAUGCAUGAAAAAGCCUUCUGGACUAGCAUUGCUCGCUUCCAAGACCUACUACUUUGGUGUUGGCGGCGGCACACGCGAGUUCAUGUACGAGAUUCAGACCAACCACCCUGACUUGCAAUGCCAAGUGGUGUUUGCCCACGACGACGGCGUCAAACGCGAAAUUCUUUCCGUCAGCUGGUCUGGUGCUGCACCAAACCCAUUGUUGCAAAGCCACAGCAGCAGCAGCAGUAGUGCUGCCGCUCCUGAGGAAUACGCGAUGCAAUAACCCGCAAUGUUUCCGAUUGAUUUUUUUUUUUUGGUUGAGC
This is a messenger RNA of Capsaspora owczarzaki ATCC 30864, 1389 nucleotides long. RefSeq lists its product as hypothetical. Gene Ontology annotation, biological process: peptidyl-histidine methylation, to form tele-methylhistidine. The transcript is spliced from 8 exons. The record is from RefSeq and is a predicted model, not a curated record. Bases 21 to 1349 code for a protein of 442 amino acids. NCBI's taxonomy places the organism in Eukaryota, Filasterea, Ministeriida, Capsasporidae. Gene Ontology annotation, molecular function: protein-L-histidine N-tele-methyltransferase activity.